Messenger RNA from Dendrobium catenatum, 1389 nucleotides. RefSeq names its product embryonic stem cell-specific 5-hydroxymethylcytosine-binding protein. Bases 58 to 1167 code for a protein of 369 amino acids. Lineage: Eukaryota; Viridiplantae; Streptophyta; Magnoliopsida; Asparagales; Orchidaceae. The transcript has 8 exons. Gene Ontology annotation, molecular function: single-stranded DNA binding. The record is from RefSeq and is a predicted model, not a curated record. Gene Ontology annotation, biological process: DNA damage response.
UUUGGUCCAUAUUUUAGGGUAGGAGUGCACAGAACUCAACUAUCAGUCGCGUAGAUAAUGUGCGGAAGGGCUCGCUGCACUCUGAACGCGGCGCAGGUGGCCAGGGCCUGCGGCCUCCAGGACGACGAUGCCGAUUCCGUCCGCACCGUUGAAAUGGACCGUUUUCAUCCCUCUUACAACGUGUCUCCGGGCUCUUACUUGCCGGUGUUCGCGGCGCGCAGGGACGUCGAGGGGUCACAAGUUGGAGACCUCUGUGGCGCUGUCCACUGUAUGAAGUGGGGGCUUAUCCCAAGCUUCACAAAGAAAACAGAGAAGCCUGACCACUACAGAAUGUUCAAUGCUAGAUCGGAGUCUGUUAAAGAAAAGGCAUCUUUUAGGCGCCUCAUUCCACAAAAUCGGUGCCUUGUGGCAGUAGAAGGAUACUACGAGUGGAAGAAAGAUGGAUCCAAAAAGCAACCAUACUAUAUACAUUUUAAGGAUGGAAGGCCUCUCGUUUUUGCUGCGCUUUAUGAUUUGUGGAAAGAAUCAGAAGGUGAGAUACUAUACACCUUCACAAUUUUGACAACCCGUUCCUCAACGUCCUUGGAAUGGCUUCAUGAUAGAAUGCCUGUGAUAUUUGGAAGUAAGGACACCAUUGAUACGUGGUUAAGUAAUUCUCUCCUCAAACUUGAGGCAGUUCUUACUCCUUACGCAGAUUUUGAUCUGGUGUGGUAUCCUGUUACUCCUGCAAUGGGAAAACCAUCUUUUGAAGGGCCUGAAUGUAUCAAAGAGAUACAAUUGAAACCUUCUGUUCAAAAUCAAAUAUCUAUGUUGUUUUCGAAGACGAGUGAUAAUAACAUCAACAAAUGCAAGGCAGAGCCAGAAUUUAUGAAAUCAGCUGAUGAUUUCUCUGAAAAUGAGAAUCCCAAGUCUUUGAAGGAGGAACCUGCUAUGGUAGACACUAAAGAGCUUGCAGAUGAAAAGAGACGCAAGUCUGAUGGCUCUCCAUCGGCACAAAAAAGAGAUGCUGGCCCAGAACUUCGUGGUAUUAAGCGAGAUCUUGAGGAGAUGGAACCUGAUUUUGAUGUUAAAACUGAGUUAUCCGAUAGCUACUCCACGUCAGUGAAGAAAAAGCUACAAAGCGGAGGCAAGCAAUCAUCGCUUCUUUUAUAUUUUGGAAGAAAAUAGGGAACAAUGGCACUUCUUUCAUCGGGCUUGCUGUUUUUGUUAAGAACUCUUGUGCAUAUGCAAACGAGAAGAACCCCAAGCUUCAUUACAAAAAUAUUUUGAUGCGUGCCAAAUGAGUGUCUGGAAAGCAUCUUUGUAUGCAUUUUUUGUGAACUGGCACUGCAUUUUUUGAAGAAUCGCAAGUCUAAACAUAAAAAAAAUGAGAUAAUUUUGUUUCCAUUA